GAGUUAGCUCUUCAAUUUCCAAAAAUGGAGGAAAGUUGCGAAACGUAACGUAACGUGAAACAGAAAUUUAGUCAUUUUAGCACAUUCUAUCAAUCAUCAUGCCUGGACAUAGCAGUAAAAAGCAGUCACAAAGAACGAAAGGGAAUCUGAGGCCAUCAAGUAGCAGCCAUGCUGCUGAGCUACUUACGUCAGCAGGGACAGCCUCUACAGGAUUUAUUGGGUUUGGUUCUGCUCCUAAAUAUGUUCCAGCCAGCAGUGCCCUCGAUGAUAUGGAUACCAGUCUUGACUCAGACUUCAGACUGGUUUUAAGAAAACUUACCAAAAGGGAUGCAACAACUAAAAUCAAGGGUUUACAAGAGUUUGGAGAGUUAUGUAAGGAGAAAAGUGAAGAAGACUUGAAAGGUGUACUUCCAUUCUGGCCUAGAACUUACAACAAGAUGGCUUUGGAUAUUGAUUACAGGGUGAGAGAAGCUGCACAGCAAGCCAUGUCCACACUAGUGUCACGUGUGAGACGUAAUCUUGCUCCAUACCUUCGUAAUCUGAUGGGGGCUUGGGUUCUGAGCCAGUGUGACACAUACCCAACAGUGGCAAGUUCAGCACAGGGUGCCUUCCAGGAUGCUUUUCCUCCAGUUAAACAGACUGAAGCAUUGGUGUUCUGUAAAGAAAGUGUUUUAGAGUAUUUAACAGAAAAUCUAAUAACUCACACACAGCAGACACUGAGUGAUCCAAAAAGUACAGAGCCAGAGGACAUGGAAAAUAAAUAUAACAGGGUGUUAACUUCUUCCUUAUUGGCUGUUAGAAAGCUGCUGUCAUCACUUCCAGCCAAUGAGAUUGAGUCUCUCAAACAACCGAUCACAACACUCCUUGAUAGUGCCAAAUUUUGGAAACAUGGGAAAAGUAAAAUAAAUAUGGUGAAAGGUGCAAUGUACUACAUGUUAGCUGGACUAUGUCAGAUGUUACCAGAGCUAGCAAACAGUUAUGCCAGCAAGAUUUCACCAUUAGUUCUACACAAUCUGGAUGACAAUGAUGCAGCUAUAGUUCCUUAUCUAUGGGAGGCAACUCUGUCUGUCAUCAACUGUAUUCAGGAGUGUUGGAAACAUGUUAAUGUCCAGAAAGCAUUCUGGCCAAAAUUACGGAAAGUAUUAGAGACUGGUUGCCAUGGAAAUGCUGUUGUCAUAGCUACCAAUCUUCUACCAUUGAUCAGUAAAAUACCAGCUGAUCUGUUUCCAGACAAUGAUAAAUUCUAUGAUGAAUUCUUCACAUGCUUCAAGUUGGGUUUAAGCUUGAGAAGUGUACAGAAAAGUACCAGCGAGUGUAGUGCCAUGGUGAGGUCAUAUAUGGAGUGUGCACAUUACAUCAUCAUACAGAACACAGGAAAAACACUUUCUUCGUGUAUACUACUAGAUCAGGUUAUGCCAGUGGUUGAAGCGUCCUUGUUGGAGAAAGACUCUACCCUAUAUAAAUCUCCUCUGUACACCAUGUUGGGCCAACUUCUCAAUGCUGUAGAAAAUGCUGAUAACAGUGCAAUGAAACAAGCAAGUUUAAAAUUCUGGACUCAUCUGAAAAACAGCUUGGAAGUAAAACUAACUUCCACUGAAGAGCUUGAAAAGGGGGAUAACUUUGAUGAAAGAAUUGUCUUCCUUGUGAAGUGCCUGUUUUAUCCUCAGACUGAAGUAAAACAGAAAGUUGGGAAAGUCAAGUUUCAGGUCAUUUCAGAAACAGAUACUCGGUCAAAAAUCCCCAAAGUCGAGGUUUCAGCUGGAACAAAAGUGGAAUUAGCAGAACAUGCGUCAAACUUCGUUCAGGACCUGAUAUUAACGGCUUUUGAGCUCGCUCACAAACAUUUCAGUGCAAGUCAUUUAAGGAUAUUUGCUCAGUUGUUAGAAUUUGACUCCUCAGAUAAAGUGGUUGCUAAGGUGAUAGCGUGUUGCCAUGGUGAUGUAGAAACAGAGACAACCUCACAUUAUUUUGUGUUUGAGAUUUGUAUACCAUGGAUACAGAAACUGCAGGAGACAGGUGAAAUUGGACCUGAGUUUACGCAUCUGGUACAUGUUGUGUGUAUCUUUCUGUCUGUGUUGGACGAGGAGUCAGUGAAACUGCUAUUGGAUAAUAUGUCCAAGACUUGUAAAGACUUGAAGUCACAGUACAUACUGCUAGAGAAGUUGUUUGGUUUGGCGGGGUCCAAUCCCUCCGUGCUUACCUGGCUUCAAGGUGAACAAUUUGGGGAGCAGUUAUUGUCACAUUCCCGUGCAGUGUGUGAUCGAGAGAUUGACGACUCGUGGAAGGAGGAAACAACAAGUAUACUCAACAUACUGUCUCUUGUGCUGGCCACAAGAGUUGGCAAUAAUAAGUUGCUGGUACCCAGGAAGUAUGUUGAUGGCCUUCUUUCGAUCCUGCAACUUCCUUUACAGAAACUGGCUGUAGCAAAAAGUGUGUCUAACAGAGCAGAGCUUGCCCUUGGUUUUGUAUCUCGGGCUGCAAAGUGUUUCUUCUCACAGUACAAAGAGUGUAUAAUGACAGAUUCAGCUACAGACCUGAUUGUUACACUGUUUAUGAUGUCCGUGUCUGACCAGUGUCAUGUUGGUGAAGAAACAAUGGUUGAGACACGUGAGGCGUGGUGUUCAGGUAUACAAGGUGUUCUACACACGUUUGGGGAUAAUCUUCCCACUGAUUCAGGAGUUCUGGCUAAGAUAUCCAGUAUUUUGCAGGAAACUGUGACUUCAGAGAAGUUUACUUCAUUGCAACAAGUUUCUACAGCAUUACAGUGUGUACAGACAUUGCUUGAUAUACUACACACACACCUGCAGGAGGACAGUGAAGAAGCCAGCACAUUGUAUACCAGCUUCUGUAGUCAGCUAGUUGAAAAACUAGAGCAACAUGUUCCUGCUAAGACAUGGGAAUAUUUAUGUGUAAAUGGAGAUUACCCAUACAUUCCACAGACUGAGGGCACCGAUUCUAGAUUCCUUCAUACCUUGUUUACCUCCCUUUACAACUGCAAACUUUUACAACAGCUGCACAUAGAAGUUUGUUUAGGUAGUGACAAACAGACAGAAAAUGUUGCCAUGGAAACCAGUCUGAGUUCAAAGUGUUGGACAGAUGAGAGUUUAUGUUGUUUGAUGGAGAGUAUACAAUCAAUGGCCAUCUGGCAGUUUGAAACCCAGUAUAGUAAGAUGUUACAGAGUACCCCAGAAAUAGGAGAGGCUAGUGCUCAAUUGUCAGCAGUAGUAUCCAACAUCAUUCAGGAUCUUGACAUGAAUCAUCAGGACAAACUUUGGCAGUACACCUUUACCAGGAUGAUUGAGGCGGAAGAAUAUGUGUUAUGUGGGAAAGUAUUGUUGCCUGUUUUGAACACUGUUCGGAAUGAAGAUUUCUACCUAGAGUUGUCUCCCUUACUUGACUGUGCUCUACCUGUGUUGCUAUGCACUGCAGAAUACCUGUCUCCCAGCAACCAGGUGACCUUGACUGAGAUAAUUGUUGCUAGGCUACUCAGUCUUGAUGUAGAUUCUGCAAAACAUCUAGAUGGGGGAGUUGGUCUUCUGUGUGUUCUUUCAAAUUUGGUUGCCAUGGUAACAGUGACUAAGGAAGAUGAAAUGUCAGAAGUACUGCUUGGUGCUGUAGACCAAGUUAUUUCAUGGAAGGAAGAAAAUGAUGAGCUAUUUCUGUACAGCAGAGAUAUAGUAGAAGCAACAACAGACAUAGUGCUACUGAACUCACAGGUGGGCAGGUUGCUGUAUGCUGUGGUUGAUAGAUUAUCUGGUAGUCUGACAGACAAACACUGGGACUUUAUCAUGUGUAGUUUGGUGUCAUGGAUUCAGAGUAUAGAAGAAACCCAAUUAGCGAAACUGUGUGAUCCCUCAAUUCAGUGUUAUACAGUCAGUGUCCUUGACCUUCUUGUUAAUGUUGCCGUCUGCUUGAGAGAGAAAGUUGGAAAAGUGCCAGGAAAUUACCCAGAAAACCUUGUAACUGAAUGGACUGAAUUCUUCAGUGAAUCAAUAUUCACAGUUACUCUGCCAUUAUUUUUGAAGAUACACAACAUGUACAAAGGUAAACCAGUUGCAGGAAGUGACCAGCUUCUGUUGACCUCGGUGUGUAAUGCUGCAGCACAAACAACAAAACCUCAGUUACUGGAACACAAGUUACCUCCCUUACUGGUGGCCGGUGAUUUGUCUCCCUUGCCAGACAAUCUUCAGUGUUUAAUGAAUCAUAUGUGUCCUCUGUUGCUAAGCAACCAGAGAUGUGUACAGAUGGCAGCUUUCCAUGUCCUUCACAGCAUUGUUGAUUCCCUACCACAGUAUGACAAGGAGGAUAAGAGUUUUGAUGCUGGAGCUGCCGGUGGGGACGAUAAAGAAGAAAAUGUGACAAGGAGCCCACCAGCAAGAAUUAUGAAGAUUGUGGAUGAAAGUAGUACCAUUCUGGAAGUAGUUCUGAGUGAUUUGCCCAUUGAGACUAGUCAACCAAUCAGUGAGCUUAGUGAGGAGUAUCACUACACACUGUCUUAUCUGUUGUCAUGGAAACUGUUGUUAUAUUUCUUCAAAAGUGCUCCACCAGAGUUGAGACAAGAGUACGCAGGUUACCUACAGGACCACAGAUACAUAGAUCACCUGAUGUUUAACAUCUUCAGAAUUAUGCCAAAUAUCCCUAGUAAAAUGUUCCAGCAUAAACCAGAUAUGGAUGUUGCAGAAUGUGGAAGUAGCACGGAGAUACAGCACAUAGGGUGUGCUCUGUACAUGCAAAUACUGAAAACAAUGCCGGCUAUGGCGAGAAACUGGUGGAAAAGUCAGGACAGAAAAACAUCUGCUUAUGUUGACACGUUUACCACCAAAUAUGUCAGCAGUGUACUGUGUACAUCUGAGAUCAGAUCUGUCCAGAAGACUGAUGUUCAGCUGCAGGAUAUGACGAUAAAGGCAAGGCCCAUAACAAGGGAGGUAAUAGCAGUGUACAGUUUGGAGGAAGUUAGUAUAGAGAUGGUUAUCUCCCUUCCUCAGAACUAUCCUCUAGGUAACAUCUCUGUUAUCAGUGAGAAACGUGUCGGUGUGUCGGGUCCACAGUGGGAAAAAUGGCUGCUGCAGCUGAACAUUUUCUUACAACACCAGAAUGGAAACAUAAUGGAUGGUCUAAGAUUAUGGAAGAACAACAUUGACAAGAGGUUCGAGGGUGUAGACGAAUGUAUGAUUUGUUUCUACGUGCUUCAUGGAACAAACUUUCAGCUGCCAAGGAUUGCAUGCAGGACCUGCAAGAAAAAGUUCCACUCUAGUUGUCUUUAUAAAUGGUUCAACACAAGUCACAACUGUACCUGCCCACUCUGCAGAAAUGUGUUUUGACAGCAUACUACCCAAGACCUGUCGACAGUUAAAAAAUCUACUGUGAUACACAGAUAUUUUAUUUGCAUAAGACGAUUGAAAAGGAUUAUUAGGAUCCUAUAUCUGCUACAGUUUACUAUAUAUAUGAAAUUUUUGAAACAUAAUUUUUAAUGGUAAUGUUUUUCAUUUAGAUUUUAACAUGACUUAUUGUUGUUCUGGUUUUCUUCACAUGGAAGCUCAUAUCAAUUAGUGUUGGUUAUAAUGUAAUUAAAUAUUCAUUAUGAUAUGAAGCAUUUUGCAGACAGAAGUACUGUUUGACUUAUUAUUUACAGAUUUACCAGUAUGAAGUUAGUAAUAUAUAAAUUUGGCAAAACCAAGAUGAAUGAAUACAUCAGUAUGUAGCUGUGAACUUUGUCAUAGCAUUGUUUUAUGCAAAGCUGUUCAUGGAAUAAAAAUUUUGAAAGAAAAA
Mercenaria mercenaria is the source of this 5769-nucleotide messenger RNA. RefSeq names its product E3 ubiquitin-protein ligase listerin-like. Gene Ontology annotation, biological process: rescue of stalled cytosolic ribosome; ribosome-associated ubiquitin-dependent protein catabolic process. Lineage: Eukaryota; Metazoa; Mollusca; Bivalvia; Venerida; Veneridae. The coding region runs from base 99 to 5321 and encodes 1740 amino acids. The record is from RefSeq and is a predicted model, not a curated record. Gene Ontology annotation, molecular function: ubiquitin protein ligase activity; zinc ion binding; ribosomal large subunit binding. Gene Ontology annotation, cellular component: RQC complex; cytosol. The transcript is spliced from 31 exons.